Heterobasidion irregulare TC 32-1 is the source of this 543-nucleotide messenger RNA. RefSeq lists its product as uncharacterized. The record is from RefSeq and is a predicted model, not a curated record. The transcript is spliced from 2 exons. Bases 1 to 543 code for a protein of 180 amino acids. Lineage: Eukaryota; Fungi; Basidiomycota; Agaricomycetes; Russulales; Bondarzewiaceae.
AUGAGCAACUGCUUUUCAGAAGGCUGCAAGAGCUGCGAUUUGCUUCUGAGUCUCACCGACCCCUAUUACGCGCGCAAGAGGCAUCACAUACAACCGCAGACAGGUGGGCCCGAGGCGGUCGGUUUGCGCCGCCAGGUGUACUGGAAUGCGCGCUCUAGGGGGCCUAAAGCCGAAGACGGAGAACAAUGGGCUGUCCUGCGAAACCUUUCUCGGCGCGAAUAUGUGCAUGGCAAGGCAAUCCAGGAGCUCAAGGAUCGCGAUUAUCGACACGAGUCUGAAUGGGUUGUGCGUGAUCUAGAGUCGUUUGGGUUCGGUGAAGUGCUCUGCUUGCGCUCGUUCUGGUCGCAGACCGACGAGGGAUCACCUUACAGCUGGGACUAUUCUCGUGGCGUUUGGACUGGGCAUCGGUUUGAUAUCGUGCUGGAGGAGGAUCUGGAAAAGGCGAUGGAGAAGGAAGAGUGGAAGGAUGUGAGCGAGGAAGCGUUAGCGGAGGUGCUCAAGGUUUCAACAAUGACAUCAGUAUCUAUCUAUACACAUAACUGA